AUGAAAGAAGACGACGGCAGCAACAGAUAUAGUGCCACAAAUGAAAUUAUGAACCCCGAUCACGCAGCGGAUGUUGGGAUUUUUGAGCCUCCCAACUCAGAUGUCAACGGGAGCAACGCCGCCCAAGGCCAAGGUGGUGGAACCAGCCAAUCCAAUAUUUAUAAAAAUACAGCACGUGGCUCGAGUUCCGCCCAAGGUCAAGGUGGCAGCACCAACCAAUCCAUAAUUUAUAACAAAAAAAUUACAGCACGCAAUGGAUCCUCAUAUGUCGGGAAAUUCAACUUUCACAACGUCAACAUCAAUGCCGGCCAAGCUGAAGGUGGCUCUGAAGGAAACGAGGGCUUCCACAAAAACAAAGGUAUCUGUCACAACAUUGAUUGUAAUAAAAUUACCGCAGACAAUAAAUCCACAAACGUUGGGUUUGAAAACUUUGGCAACAGCAACAUCAACUUCAAGUCUACUAGUACUAAAAAUCACGGCAAAGCAGCUGGUAGCUCGAGUUCCGCCCAAGGCCAAGGUGGCAGCACCAACGAAUCCAUAAUUUCUAACAAUGAAAUUACAGCACAAAAUCAAUCCUCAAAUGUUGGGAUGUUCAACUUUCACAACGUCAACAUCAAUGCCGGCCAAGCUGAAGGUGGCUGUGAAGGAAACGAGGGCUUCCACAAAACGAAGCAUGAUAUAGUCCGGGGCGGAGAGGGAGCUAGGGCAUUGGGGGAUCCUAUGCUCCCCUCUAAACUUUCUUGA
Messenger RNA from Prunus armeniaca (apricot), 744 nucleotides. The record is from the annotation of a GenBank genome assembly. Lineage: Eukaryota; Viridiplantae; Streptophyta; Magnoliopsida; Rosales; Rosaceae.